GGUCCUUACAGACGGUGACUUGAGCUUCUGAGAGCAGAUACCUCCAGAACCAUGACUCAGCUGGAAAUUGCCUUUGAAACUGUCAUCAAUGUGUUCCACCAAUAUUCGGUCCUCAAACCUCACCCGGAUAAGCUGAGCAAAGGAGAAACCAAGCAGCUGAUGGAGAAGGAGCUUCCAGAGUUUCUGAAGAAACAGGUGAACCCAAAAGGUAUUGAAGAACUCUUCAAGGACUUGGACACAAAUAAAGACCAGGACAUCACAUUCAAAGAAUUCAUGGGCAUGGCCACCCAGGUCCUCAUUGCAACCCAUACAAACCUUCAUAACGAGUGAUGGGGCCGUGGCAGAGCUGCUUGUCUAGAAGCGAGAAGGGAACCCGGCAAGAAAAAUGGAAAAGGAGAUGGAGAAUUAAAAAAGCAUGAAAGGGAUAUGUUGACUUGAAGGUCAUGCCUGGGGCAGAAAUCGGCUGCAGUAAAAAUGUGGUCAGAUGAGUCGAUAUUUCUG
Messenger RNA from Pogona vitticeps (central bearded dragon), 501 nucleotides. The record is from RefSeq and is a predicted model, not a curated record. Lineage: Eukaryota; Metazoa; Chordata; Lepidosauria; Squamata; Agamidae.